GGUUUCCAGAAAUUCCGAUUGCAACAAAUUUGAUAAUAUUUUGCUUGGUGUCUAUUGUUUGAUUAAAGGUGAAGCCUGAUAAGAAAAGGAAAGCUGCUGCCUCAUCACAAAAUUCAGGAAUGGAUAAUGUUUUCCUAAGAAGGAGCGAGAGGGUGCCUAAACGAUCUAGAGACACAAAAACUCCAUUCAAGUCUGACAGAAAUCCGGCUUUAACUGUAAUACCUGAGAUUAUACCUGCAGUUGAUCCGUUUUCAACUCCUGCGGAACAUAAGCUUUCAAGGCUUCAAAAUUGGAUGACAUUAAAGCCCGGCAUGCAUGAAACGUCCCUAUCAAUCAAUGAUAAUAAGAUAAGGAAAUCUUUCUUUCAAAGCAUGGAAACUUCAAAAAAGGACCUUAAGAAAGAGCACAUUGAUGGAGCCUUUGCAAUGCUAAAUUGCAGAAGAAAUGAGAAUGCUGCUUGGUUCCACAACUACAAGAUUCCAAAGGCGUGCUUCCUACCUAUGGAGUUCUUGCAUUGCUUGCUCUCUCAUGAUUUGGCUUACAAGAAAGAAAAGGUCAAAGGUAAAAAGAUUUUCAACGAUUUAUUUAAAGAUAUUGUAAGAGGGAAGGUAUAUCCAGAGAAGACAUGGGGAGAAGAUGUUGAUGUUGUGUAUGGGAUUACUCUUGGAAAAAAAAAGCAAUGUCUGGAUUGGGAUGGAAAUUCAUUUGAAGAAGAAAAGAAUCACAGUAUAUGAUUGUUUUCAAAAGGAAAGCAACAUCAUUGAUAUUCCUCAAGUGAAAAAGUUGGCAGGUAUGUAUAAACAAUUUGUAUUUGAUGUAUUCAACUGUUUCUUGGUUUGAAAUAUUCAACUGAUUCUAUCUUGAUAUUGAUUUUUAAAUAUGACAGUGUUGAUUUCUGAUCUGCUGGUGGAAUCUUCUGGUGAUGAGGUAGAUAAAGUGAAGAUGAUUCCAUUUGAGGUUGAGCAGGCACAAGGUUUACACAGGACAAAACAUCCUUUCAACUGUGGGAUAUUUCUUGUCAAGAUUCUGGAGUGCCAGUCAUUGAAGAUAGGAGACAUGACAAUGCAUUGGAGCUAAGGAGAACCUUGUCUUGUGAGAUCUUCAACCAAUUUGUGGAUGAGAGCUUUGGGAAAUGAGAAUGAUGCAUCAAAACAUUUUUUGUUUUAGUUAAGACUCGGUUUUAGUUAUGACUGUUUAUUUUGUUAUGCUGUUGGCGUCUGGUUACAUAAGAAAGAUUGGAAGGAUAUCAAGUAUUUUUUUUGGGUA
Brassica napus (rape) is the source of this 1266-nucleotide messenger RNA. RefSeq lists its product as uncharacterized. NCBI's taxonomy places the organism in Eukaryota, Viridiplantae, Streptophyta, Magnoliopsida, Brassicales, Brassicaceae. The record is from RefSeq and is a predicted model, not a curated record. The transcript has 3 exons. The coding region runs from base 120 to 734 and encodes 204 amino acids.